Molecule: messenger RNA, 417 nt
Organism: Suillus clintonianus
Lineage: Eukaryota; Fungi; Basidiomycota; Agaricomycetes; Boletales; Suillaceae
Exons: 2
Coding region: 1-417 (138 amino acids)
Source: RefSeq, a predicted model, not a curated record
AUGGAUACACGAACGAUCACAGCAUGCUUAGUCUCAAACUCGCCUGCCAAUGGGUUUGUGGAUGUCAUCAUCAGAGAACCUUUCGAUCGGCAAAACCUGCUUAUCCGCUCCAAGAAAUUCUUUCACGUUGACGCCAACAUCAAAGAAUGCAGAAUCACGUUGUCGCACACUGAAGAACAGAAUAAUCAUUUCCAACUUAUGAUCUUAUACGAUCACGAAUUACACGGAAAGCACAAUUGCCCUUACCUCGCGUACAAAUUCAUCGAUAAGUCCAACGUUGAUGAUCUUGGAAGGGAAGACUAUAUGGUGGUGAUGAAAGCAAUAGACAUAUCCUUAAUCAUAAGGAUGAAACGUAAAAUACGACCCACUGAUCAAGUUGUCCAGGACGAAACGAAAGAAGACAAUGAAACACAAUAG